GGUAACCAGGACGCCACGGCUCCGCCGGACGCGAUGGCUCAGCCCUACCCCCCGGCCCAGUACCCCCCACCCCCCCAGAACGGGAUCCCUGCAGAGUACGCGCCACCGCACCCCCACCCCACGCAGGACUACUCGGGGCAAAGCACAGUACCGGAGCACGCCAUGACCCUCUACACACCAGCACAGAGCCACGCCGAGCAGCCGGGCACCGACGCCAGCACACAGUCCAUAGCAGGGACGCAGACGGUACCGCAGACAGACGAGGCGGCACAGACAGACAGCCAGCAGCUACACUCCUCAGACAACACAGACAAGCAGCAGCCCAAGAGGUUACACGUCUCCAACAUCCCCUUCCGAUUCCGGGACCCCGACCUGCGGCAAAUGUUUGGGCAAUUCGGGAAGAUCCUGGAUGUGGAGAUCAUUUUCAAUGAGCGGGGCUCCAAGGGUUUUGGGUUUGUAACUUUUGAAACUAGCACAGAUGCCGACCGGGCACGGGAGAAGCUGAAUGGCACCAUCGUAGAGGGCCGGAAGAUUGAGGUGAACAACGCCACGGCCCGGGUCAUGACGAACAAAAAGUCUGCCAACCCCUACACCAACGGCUGGAAGCUAAACCCGGUGGUGGGAGCAGUCUACGGCCCCGAGUUCUACGCAGUAACGGGGUUCCCGUACCCCGCCACGGGGACGGCCGUGGCCUACCGAGGGGCACACUUACGGGGACGAGGACGCGCUGUCUACAACACCUUCCGGGCUGCGCCGCCUCCGCCGCCCAUCCCCACCUACGGCGCGGUCGUCUACCAGGACGGGUUCUACGGAGCAGAGAUCUACGGGGGCUACGCCGCCUACAGAUACGCCCAGCCCGCGGCAGCAGCGGCAGCAUACAGCGACAGUUACGGCAGAGUGUACGCAGCGGCAGACCCGUACCAUCACACCAUCGGCCCCGCCGCCACAUACAGCAUCGGCACCAUGGCUAGUCUAUACCGAGGAGGGUACAGCCGCUUCACUCCCUACUAGCAAGACAGACACAGCCCCUCCCACCACUAACACUGACUGCUCACUAGCACCAAACCAAACCAGGCAGACAGAGCCGAGGCCGAGCCUCUGGAGGAACCGCGGGCCCUGCCCGGGCGGGCUGGGGCUGGGGCUGGGGCUGGGCUCCGCUGCGCCUCGGCAGCCCGCACCCGUAGGGUUACCUCAAGCCGCUCCGUCCCGCCGCCCGCCCGCGUCUCCUGCACCGUCCGCCUGCCCCGGCCCAGCCCUGCGCCUCGGUGCUGCCGAGUGCCGCGGGACCCCGGGCGGCUCCUGCCCGCGGCAUCCCUGGGGCCCGCGGGGAGCGGGGCUGGCCCUGGCCCUGAUGGCACCCUACUCCCAGAGCCGUGUUGCGGGGUCCCCAGGCAGCUCCAAGGGUGCUGCCCUUGCUGGGGGUGCAGAGGGCUCGUCCCCACCGAGGCAGGGGAGGAUGCUCUGCCCGCAGGCGCGGGGGGCACGGUGCUGACGGCAGUCCCGGAGCAGCCCCUCUGCCCCACCGUAGGAGAGACAGGAGCCGGCAGGGGCUGCUGCAUGCUCCUCGGGGCCGGGCGCGGAGGAGCUCCAGUGCGGCACGCGUGGGGUGCGGUGCGGGGCUCGGGGGCUGCCCCACGCACCGCUCCAGCGAAAGACCUGCCUCUCUGUUUCUGUUGUAGUGAAACCGCGGCCGUUUCCUUCUGGGACCAGGAAGGGCAAAAAACAAAAAAUACAUACACACACACAAAAAAAUCAAAAAUAAAAAAAUUAAAAGCAAAGCAACAAAAAAAAAAAAAAAAA
Messenger RNA from Grus americana (Whooping crane), 1800 nucleotides. It is a transcript of the gene RBFOX3, whose product is annotated as RNA binding fox-1 homolog 3. Gene Ontology annotation, molecular function: mRNA binding. Gene Ontology annotation, biological process: regulation of alternative mRNA splicing, via spliceosome; nervous system development. The transcript has 11 exons. Bases 34 to 1011 code for a protein of 325 amino acids. Gene Ontology annotation, cellular component: nucleus; cytoplasm. The record is from RefSeq and is a predicted model, not a curated record. Lineage: Eukaryota; Metazoa; Chordata; Aves; Gruiformes; Gruidae.